GUGUGUAUGAGGACAAGUUUGAACGUAAAAGCGCUGUUCUGUGUUUACUGUUUAGUGUUUACAGUAGAGAAAAUGUACGAAGCCCAGACGAUAAACGCUGAACAUAAGGAUCUCAUACAUGAUGUUGCAUAUGACUACUACGGUGAAAGAAUGGCCACAUGUUCAAGCGAUCAAUUUGUUAAGGUAUGGGAUCAAGACGAACAUGGUAAAUGGCAGAUGACUGCUAGCUGGAAGGCACAUAGUGGAUCAGUGUGGAAAGUAACAUGGGCUCAUCCAGAAUUUGGCCAAGUGUUGGCAACAUGUUCUUUUGACCGUACUGCUGCCAUCUGGGAAGAAAUAGUGGGUGAGGGUUCUGUACCUGGAGAACGUGGCAUGCGACACUGGGUAAGGAGAACAAACUUAGUUGAUUCACGAACUUCAGUCACUGACGUUAAAUUUGGACCAAAAUCUCUUGGUCUUUUGCUGGCAACAUGUUCUGCAGAUGGUGUUGUUCGUAUAUAUGAGGCUCCAGAUGUUAUGAAUCUGAGUCAGUGGACACUGCAACAUGAAAUAUCGUGUAAGCUUUCAUGCAGUUGUGUGUCAUGGAAUCCAUCAUUUUCCAGGUUACAUCCUCCUAUGUUGGCUGUUGGGAGUGAUGAUACAACUGUAUCAUCUGGAGGCAAGGUGUUCAUUUAUGAAUAUAAUGAAUGCAGCCGGAGAUGGGUGAAAAUUGAAACAUUAUCUACAGUAACAGAACCAGUACAUGAUAUUGCAUUUGCACCAAAUCUUGGGAGAAGUUACCACUUGCUUGCAGUUGCAACAAAAGAUGUUCAGAUUUAUAAACUUAAUCCCUUACCUGACAAAGGUACCCAGAGCGGUUUAACAAAACUGGAAGUCUCAUUGCAAGCACAAUUUGAAGACCACUACUCAACAGUGUGGCGUGUCUGCUGGAAUGUUACUGGAACUAUGUUGGCUUCUUCGGGAGAUGAUUGUUGUGUUCGUUUGUGGAAAGCUAAUUUUGCAUCAGAGUGGAAAUGCGUGGCUGUACUGAAAGGCGACGGUUCACAAGUGAAGACAGACAUCUCCUCACCAGCACAGGCGACACCAGCCCUGUCAGGAGUUUCACCAGGAGUCGGUGCAGUUGCAGUCUUAGCAGGAGCAGCACUGGUUGCUGGUGGUGGAGGUAGUGGUUCUGGUGGUGGCUCAGCACAACAGACCAGUGCUGCAAGAGGGGACCGGAGAGAGGAAGCUCCAGCCAACACUAGGAGAGUCCCUGGGAGCACCGCAAUGCAUAGGGGUUUGCCAGGAGCAGCCUCCAUACGACCAUCUGAUGAUACAGUAUCCACACAUUCUGGCAGUAAGUGGCAGGCACCAGUGAUGAAGGGGAGAUUCCAGAAGAUGACUUGGCUGGGAUCUGAUCCCCCUCCACCACCUCCACCAGCUGUCAAGACAAGGCCUUUCAAGAAAUAGACUGAUAUGAGUAAUGAUGUCUUCUACAUGUCUACACCUCUUAGACUUCCACAUAUUAUUUACGCUGAUGUAAAUAAUAUUUUAUACUGAUGGGAGAUGCAGUACAAGUAGUACUGUUUCAGUCUGUAAGACCUCUGUAUUUGUCCCACAAUUUGUGAAUAUUUUAUGACUCCUCAAUAAUUAAAUAAU
Messenger RNA from Schistocerca serialis cubense, 1638 nucleotides. RefSeq names its product nucleoporin SEH1 (gene Nup44A). The record is from RefSeq and is a predicted model, not a curated record. Gene Ontology annotation, cellular component: Seh1-associated complex; nuclear pore outer ring. Lineage: Eukaryota; Metazoa; Arthropoda; Insecta; Orthoptera; Acrididae. Gene Ontology annotation, biological process: positive regulation of TORC1 signaling; cellular response to amino acid starvation. The coding region runs from base 7 to 1449 and encodes 480 amino acids. The transcript is spliced from 8 exons. Gene Ontology annotation, molecular function: structural molecule activity; protein binding.